AUGUCAUCAUUAAAUGGUACCGAUGAUGAUGAUAAUGAUGGUUAUAGCCUUAUUUGUUGUGAAAUAUGCUUUAAUUCUUUUCAACCAAAAAAACGACCUCCAAAAAUUUUACCUUGCGGGCAUAAUUUUUGCGAGCAAUGUUUAUUUUCGUUAUGUUGUCAUCAACAGUAUUAUUUGCUCGAUUAUGUAAAUUGCCCGACAUGCCGAGCGGAGUUCAACACAUCAACAGCAUUUAAUGCUCCAACUAACUAUGAUUUAUGCAGAAUGCUUGAAAAUAAGCAAAAAGACACAAAUGUAACAGUCAUACAUGUGCCUGAAGCAAUGCCAAAUAAAAAAAAUGAAAUCAACCAACUACAGUCGAUAAUUUCAAGAAAAUCACGGCGACCGUCGUUAAAGAAAGAACUGACGUGCACAGAUUGCUCGCGAAAAUUUAGUGAUAAGAAUACGAGGAAAAUGGCUCGCUAUUGUAUGCGAUGCUUUAAUAAGGAUGAUUGCUUGCGUUUGUCCUGCUUAGAAUGUUGUGUUAAUCGACAUAAUGGUCAUGAAUUAGCAAGUAUCAAUGAAAUCGAAUAUGCACAUCAUAGGUUAAUCAAUGAAUUAAAAGAAAUGAAAAGUAAAAUCAAGAUUGCCGCUGAUCAAUUUGAAAGAAAUAUAAAAGAAAUAAAGCCAAAUUGUACAACAAAAGAAAAUGGCUCGCAUAUGAUGAAAUGCAAUAAACAGAAAUUUCUUCUUGAAUGCCAAGCCGAAUUGAAUUUUGCUAUUGCUAUCCUCGAAAAUCCCGAAACCACGCCACUUCCGCCUACAGUAAUUAGGAAAAUGCGACAAUAUCAGCUUUAUAACAAUGCAAAAUUAUUUAAAAUGCUUAAUCUUAUAGAGGCAUAUUUUUUAGCGAUGUCUACAUCGAAUUUCUCUUUAAAUGGACAUCAGCCCGAUGCAAUCGUUAGUAUUUCGUAUAGAACGGCUAUUGAUUCAAUAAUUGCAAUAAAUGCCGUAUUUGGUUUUAACACUUAUCAGUAUCGACAAAUAAAAAAUUGCAUAAAGAUUCUCUCAAAAGAUGGGAUCAGUAAUGAUGAGAAAAAAAAUGCUUUUGUCGAUUGUGCUAAAUCUCUUAAAUCAUUAAUCAAUGAUGAUAUUCCAUCGCAAUCACUACUUUUAUUUAUUGAUGCAUUUUUAAAUAUAUUUUAUCAAUUAAAUCAAUUAGUGUCAAAAUACCCAAAAAAUAUGAACGGAAUUAAGCGAAAUGAUAUAUGGAAACUUAUUCAGUGUUCAUAUAGCGAAUUAUUUAAAUGUGCAGCAAAGCAUUGGCGUUGCGAAGAACCUGAUCGAGUAAAUUUAAUAGACGAUCUAGCUUUUCUAUGUUGCUUAUAUUCGGAUGUAUGUGAUCAUGCGACAAUCACAAUUUGCAUGAUCGAAGCUGCUAGAGCUCGAGCCGCAUCGAGUAAUUUAUCGCAAAAUGAAUGGCAAUAUCAAGAAACACGUCUACAGCUUAUUGAUGAACAUUUACUUGAAUGUCGACGCAUACAAAAAUUACAGGAAUUGAGUUCGACUUAUUCAAAUGAUCGAUUCAAGCGAAUAAGACAUUUGUGGAGAAAGAUCUCAUCAUUUUUUAGGGCAUUUAUUAAUUCCUAUCUUUGA
This is a messenger RNA of Dracunculus medinensis (Guinea worm), 1635 nucleotides long. NCBI's taxonomy places the organism in Eukaryota, Metazoa, Nematoda, Chromadorea, Rhabditida, Dracunculidae. The record is from the annotation of a GenBank genome assembly.